Messenger RNA from Oncorhynchus gorbuscha (pink salmon), 4698 nucleotides. RefSeq names its product replication factor C (activator 1) 1 (gene rfc1). The record is from RefSeq and is a predicted model, not a curated record. The transcript is spliced from 24 exons. Lineage: Eukaryota; Metazoa; Chordata; Actinopteri; Salmoniformes; Salmonidae. Gene Ontology annotation, cellular component: DNA replication factor C complex; nucleus. Gene Ontology annotation, molecular function: ATP binding; DNA binding; DNA clamp unloader activity. Bases 157 to 3711 code for a protein of 1184 amino acids. Gene Ontology annotation, biological process: DNA replication; DNA repair.
CGUUUUCCCCCCCCGACAUGGGUCUUCCUCUUCCUCUUCCACUUCCGCUCUGAUCACACUUCGCGCCAAGGAGGAUUUUUUAUUUUAAAGGAGCUGCUGGUGUAAACUAGUCUCAUCACGAUCAAUAAGAAAAACUCAUUUAUUUUGUUGUGGAUUAUGGACAUCAGGCGGUUCUUUGUAUCAAGCAAACCCGCAGCACAGAAACCAUCUCAGGAUGGAACCCUCCACACGGAGAAGGAAUCCACGAAGAAGAAGAAGAAAUCCGUCUCAACAGACGAAGAAGUGAAGAAGAAGAAACCUGCCACCAAGAUCACCAGCCCCAAGGUGGAGAAGAAGAAGGACAAUGAUAAAAAGAGAAAGAGGCGUGCUCUCAUUGAGUCAGACUCUGAGGAGGAGGUAGUGGAGCAGAAGCAGAAGGCCCAGAAACCAAACCCUCCUCUUCCUCCGGCUCCUCUUCCUCCUGCCAAGAAAGACCCGGUGCAGUACGUCUCUGAGACAGAUUCAGACAGCGAUAACUUCCUGUCUCUGAAGAAGUCCCAGGGUAAUGGAGUGACCAGACCAGGGAAGCCCGGGACCAAAGAGAGCCACAGGUCCCCCCCGAAACCCACCCUUGCUCCCGCCACAGGGAAAGGAGGGAUGAAGAAGUCUCCUCCAGCCCCCGUCACCCCUAAAUCAGCGCCUCUGCAAACCAAACGCACCCCCACUUCUGUCCUGGACUACUUUGGCAGUGGGAGUGUCCAGCGCUCGGACAGGAAACUGGUGGCCAGUACCAAGAGGAAGACUGACCCUGUUGAGUCGCUGACUGAUGAGGUCAUCGCCCAGCAGAUGGACGAGGACAUGGAGUUGGAGAGGCAGGUCCACGAGGACGAGGAGUUGGAGAGGCAGGUCCACGAGGACGAGGAGUUGGAGAGGCAGGUCCACGAGGACGAGGAGUUUGCCAAGACGCUGGCCAUGUUGGACCAGCAACCACACGCCAAGAAGGCUCGUAAAUACUCUGGUGAGGAUCUGGGGUCAGCCAACAAAAGUAGCGCUAACUCCUCCCACAGCAGCACUACCAGCCAAUCACAGUCCAAUGGGCGGGACCACAACCAGGACGUGAUCGGUCCGUCCCCUGAAAAGGUCCCCCCUCUUGUUAAGACCAGUUCCAAACUGUCCAUGAUGAAGAAAAGGGAGGAGGAAGAGGAAGGAGGAGGCAAGACAAAUCUGAGCAUCAAUGCGUCCGUCUCUCCCAAAAAGGAGUUCCUAACCCCUUCGAGCACAGACAGGAAGUCCAAGCUCAAAACAGGAAGCGUAACCAUGGUGACCACACCCACAACUCUUAAAACCUCCCCCAAGAAAGAGAGCACCAGUCCAGAGGAAUCGGGGAAGAAGCGAGGGAACUCCUCAGCCUUCCGUAGUUUCCUGAACCGAGACGGACCCAGAGCCCUGGGAUCUAAACCCAUACCCACUGGAGCAGAGAACUGCCUGGAGGGAUGUGUGUUUGUGAUCUCUGGCGUGUUGGAGAGUAUGGAACGUGAGGACGCUAAGUGCCUGAUAGAGCGUUAUGGAGGGAAGGUGACCGGUAACAUCAGUAAGAGGACAACAUACCUGGUGAUGGGCAGAGAUGGAGGAGCCGCCAAGACUGAGAAGGCGGAGGGGUUUGGAACUAAGAUCCUGGAUGAGGAUGGUCUGUUGGAGUUCAUCAGAAGAACACCAGGGAAGAAAUCCAAGUACCUGAUUGCUGCCGAGGCAGAGAACAAGGGAUUUAAGAGCAGAACCCCGGACACCAAGACCACCUCCCGCACCCCCAAACAGUCCCCCAAAACUCGCUCCAUGACCCCCAGCCCCUCCAAACCUGGCUCGGCGUCGGGGCGAGGAGUCAGGGUAGGGGACAGCGUGACCCUCCCAGGGAGGGGUACAGGUUCAGGGGUCAAAAGAGGGCUGGACUUGGGGGGUAAGAGCCAUUCAUCUUCCUCCUCUGCCACUGUGUCUUUGCCCUCAUUCGCGGGUGAAGAUUUCAGUCUGCUGUGGGUGGAUAAGUACCGCCCCCAGAAUCUGAAGGCUGUGAUUGGUCAGCAGGGAGACCAGAGCCAAGCCAAUAAGUUGCUUCGCUGGCUGAAGAACUGGCACACCCACCAUGCAGUGGGAGGGGCUAAACCAGCAGGGAGAGGGUUUGGUAAGUUUACCAGUACUAAGGAUAAUGGUUCAAGCUUCAAGGCAGCCCUGUUAUCUGGACCUCCUGGCGUGGGCAAGACCACCACAGCUGCCUUGGUCUGUGAGGAGCUGGGCUACAGCUAUGUAGAGAUGAAUGCCAGCUGUACUCGCAGUAAGAACAGUCUGAAACAGGUGAUCGCUGAGUCUCUGAACAACACCAGUAUCAACAACUUCUACACAGGUUCGUCUCAGACAGUCAGUAGUAAACAUGUUCUCAUCAUGGAUGAGAUUGAUGGCAUGGCCGGCAACGAAGACCGCGGAGGAAUACAGGAGAUGAUCGGUCUGAUUAAACAGUCCAGGAUCCCCAUCAUCUGUAUGUGUAACGACCGUAAUCACCAGAAGAUUCGCUCUCUGGCCAACUACUGCUUUGACCUGCGCUUCCAGAGACCACGACUGGAGCAGAUCAAGGGUGCUAUGAUGUCCAUUGCUUUCAAAGAGGGUCUGAAAGUCCCGCCUCCUGCCCUCAACGAGAUGAUCCUGGCAUCCAAUCAGGACAUCCGACAGGUCCUCCACAACCUGAGCAUGUGGUCGGCUAAGGACAAGGUCAUGACCUACGACCGGGUCAAAGAGGACGCCAACAACGCACGCAAGGACAUGAAGUUGGGUCCGUUUGACGUGUGUCGGAAGGUGUUCUCCAAGGGGGAGGAGUCAGGUCACAUGACGUUGAUUGACAAGUCGGACUUGUUCUUCCACGAUUACUCCCUGGCCCCCCUCUUCGUCCAGGAGAACUACAUACAUGUUAAACCUGCUGCUGCUGGUGGUGAUAUGAAGUCCCACCUGGUCCUCCUCAGUAAGACAGCUGAUUCUAUCUGUGAUGGAGACCUGGUGGACAGACAGAUACGUUCCAAACAGGCCUGGUCUCUACUGCCCACACAGGCCAUCUAUUCCAGUGUGUUACCAGGAGAGUUGAUGAGGGGUUAUAUGACCUCCUUCCCCUCGUUCCCCUCCUGGCUGGGAAAGUUCUCCUCCGGCAAUAAACACUCCCGGAUCAUUCAGGAGCUGGCCUCUCACAUGAGCCUCAAGACAUUAAGUAGCAGACAGGCAGUGAGCCUGGACUACCUUCCGUACCUCCGCAUGGCCCUGUUGUGUCCUCUUCAGAGGCAGGGGGCGGAGGGGGCCGGUCAGGCCGUCCAGCUGUUAGACGACUACCACCUGGUCAGAGAGGAUGUGGACAGCCUCAUGGAGAUCAGCCUCUGGGGGCAGCCUGACCCCUACGCUAAACUAGACCCCAAGGUGAAAUCAGCGUUCACGAGGGCCUAUAACCGGGAGACCCACCUGACACCGUACUCCCUCCAACCAAUCAAGAAGGGCCGUCGUGGCGGGGGGGUGGAGACAGAACCAGGAGGAGAAGGGCAAGAGGAACAGCCUGAGGAAGAGGAGGAGGAAGAAGGUGUUGCAGCUGACGCCAUGAUCAAAUUGAAGAAGGCCAAACCCUCCAAGGAGCCCAAGAAGGAGAAGACAACAGCCGGGGAUUCUGGGAAGGGCAAAGGCAAAGGAAAGGGCAAAGCCAGGAAGUGACCCCUAACCUCUGAGACAACAUCUCUUCUCUGACAUUCCGAAGAACAAACCCCUAAACAGUUUGACCAUCACCUACCUGGUCUUAUCACCGUGGCGACCGGAGACAGAACCCUGGCUCUCUUCGUGGACCCCUUUAAACUUAGGAUGUGCAUCCCAAAGCGGACCCUAUUCCCUAUACAGUGCACUACUUUUGACCAGAGUCCCAUAGGGCCCUGGGUAUAAAGUAGUGCACUACUUUUGACCAGAGUCCCAUAGGGCCCUGGGUAUAAAGUAGUGCACUACCUUUGACCAGAGUCCCAUAGGGCCCUGGUUAUAAAGUAGUGCACUAAAUAGGGAAUAGGGUCCGCUUUGGGACUUUACUAUAUCUUGUUAGCGCUGUGGAUUUGUAAAGGUGUGUGUGUGUGUGUGUGUGUGUGUGUGUGUGUGUGUGUGUGUGUGUGUGUGUGUGUGUGUGUGUGUGUGUGUGUGUGUGUGUGUGUGUGUGUGUGUGUGUGUGUGUGUGUGUGUGUGUGUGUGUCAUGUAAAUAUGUACCUUGUAGUAUAUAAAGAUGCUGUUGCUUUCUACUGCUCAUCGUAGACGGGAAACCUUUCUGGUCUGAACCGUCGAGACCAGCAGAUGGAUCAGCGAACGGCAGAACAGUUCUGGGUUUUUGUUGUAAAGAUUUACACUGAUAAAUAACGGCUGUAUUUACGGUAUUGAUUUACACUGAUAAAUAACGGCUGUAUUUACGGUAUUGAUUUACACUGAUAAAUGACGGCUGUAUUUACGGUAUUGAUUUACACUGAUAAAUGACGGCUGUAUUUACGGUAUUGAUUUACACUGAUAAAUGACGGCUGUAUUUACACUGAUAAAUGACGGCUGUAUUUACGGUAUUGAUUUACACUGAUAAAUGACGGCUGUAUUUACGGUAUUGAUUUACACUGAUAAAUAACGGCUGUAUUUACGGUAUUGAUUUACACUGAUAAAUAACGGCUGUAUUUACGGUA